GAAAGUUUGAUUCUUAAAUAGUGACCUCUUAUCUCCACAACUCACAAACAUCAUUUUUUCCACUAUUCUUGUGUUCUCUUCUCUUCUCUGAUCUUCUUCUCUCCCACAGUUAGCUCAGAAGAACUCAUCCAAAAUGGUUAUCUCAUCAACUGUCAAACAUCCAGAUGAACAUAGUGAAAGCAUAGACUGUACUUUUGCUUCUAGAUACGUGCGUGAAGCAGUUCCAAAGUUCAAGCUGUCAGAGAGUUCUAUACCAAAAGAUGCAGCAUAUCAGAUAAUAAACGAUGAGUUGAUGUUAGAUGGGAAACCAAGGCUUAACUUGGCUUCAUUUGUCACUACUUGGAUGGAACCUGAGUGUGAUAAACUCAUCAUGGAUUCGCUUAACAAGAACUAUGUUGACAUGGAUGAGUAUCCUGUCACCACUGAGCUUCAGGUCUGUUUAGCUUUAACAUGAUGAUAUAGUUUUUCA
Messenger RNA from Lathyrus oleraceus (garden pea), 469 nucleotides. Its product is annotated as glutamate decarboxylase. NCBI's taxonomy places the organism in Eukaryota, Viridiplantae, Streptophyta, Magnoliopsida, Fabales, Fabaceae. Bases 134 to 454 code for a protein of 106 amino acids. The transcript is spliced from 2 exons. Gene Ontology annotation, biological process: L-glutamate catabolic process. Gene Ontology annotation, cellular component: cytosol. Gene Ontology annotation, molecular function: pyridoxal phosphate binding; glutamate decarboxylase activity. The record is from RefSeq and is a predicted model, not a curated record.